Melitaea cinxia (Glanville fritillary) is the source of this 1581-nucleotide messenger RNA. RefSeq lists its product as uncharacterized. The transcript has 3 exons. The coding region runs from base 1 to 1581 and encodes 526 amino acids. Gene Ontology annotation, molecular function: DNA binding. NCBI's taxonomy places the organism in Eukaryota, Metazoa, Arthropoda, Insecta, Lepidoptera, Nymphalidae. Gene Ontology annotation, biological process: DNA integration; DNA recombination. The record is from RefSeq and is a predicted model, not a curated record.
AUGGAAGACCAUAGGACAGUGACUAAACUUCUAUCAGUAAAUGCUUUUAUGGCUACUAUUGAUCUUAAGGAAGCAUACUUUUUAGUCCCCAUCGCCAAAAGUUGCCGCAAUACAAAAAUUAAGCUUUCUAAGGAUAUUUUACCUGAUCUACGAUGGUGGAAUAAUAACAUAACUUCGUCUAAUAACUCUCUAAGACCACAAGAUCAAUUUAUGUUAGAAAUAUUCUCAGAUGCGUCGAAGACGGGUUGGGGAGCUUUCUGUAAUGGAAAUCGGGUAAAUGGGGGAUGGAAAGACAGUGAACUUUCCUUACAUAUUAAUUACCUAGAGCUAUUAGCUGUAUUCAUGGGACUUAAGUGCUUUGCUAAGAAUCUUUCAAACGGCUCUAUUCUGUUACGUGUAGACAACACAACAGCAAUAUGCUACAUUAAUCGAAUGGGUGGAAUUCAAUUCCCACACUUGAAUGAUCUAGCUAGGUCUAUUUGGCAGUGGUGUGAGAAGCGCGAUAUCUGGUUAUUUGCUUCAUAUAUAAAUUCUCAAGAUAACAUCAAAGCUGACCAAGAAUCUAGAAAACUUAAUAUUGAUAUAGAGUGGGAACUUUCAACAUGGGCAUUUAAUAAUAUAAAGGAAACGCUAGGCACACCAGAUAUUGACUUGUUUGCCUCUCGCGUCAAUGCUAAAUGUCAACGGUAUAUAUCGUGGAAAAAAGACCCAGACGCAAUCUCUUCACCCGUUGCACCAGACCCUUACCCUGGCAGCUGUGAAGCUCUCCGGUACGCCUUUAAGCACCGCAACGUUCCAAGCGUAGCUCUCGAUCUGAUGAUUUCCUCAAUAUCAGCAAACACUUUAAGACAGUAUAACGUUUCUCUUAAACUUUGGUGGCAGUUCUGUCUGGAACAAAGUCUUAAUGUACUAAAUACUUCAAUAGAAUCAGUAAUAACAUUUCUUACGAAUCAAUUUUAUAAUGGUAGUUCAUACGGCACUAUCAAUACCCAUCGUUCUGCACUAUCGUUAUUCUUAGGUAACCAUGUAGGCUCCGAUGAGAGGAUUAAAAGGCUGUUAAAAGGCAUUUUUAAGCAAAAACCCUGUCGCCCUAAGUAUAUUACUACUUGGAAUCCCCAAGUGGUACUAGAUUACAUUUCUCAGUGGGUUCCUAAUAAAACCCUGAGCUUAGAACGAUUAACUAAAAAGGUGACUGUUCUCUUAGCAUUAUGCACUGCUCAUAGGGUACAAACCUUGUCUCUGAUAAAGAUUGAAAAUAUCAUAAAAUCUUCCGACGGAAUUAAAAUAUUAAUAACCGAUCUGAUAAAGACGUCUUCAGCUGGUAAAGAACAGCCCCAUUUGUACUUACCCUUAUUUAAAGAAAACCCUAAUAUAUGUCCUGCUAUGGCUUUAGAAGAUUAUAUGUAUAUCACGAAAGAUUUAAGACCACCCAAUACAAAAACUCUUCUUAUUACAUAUAAAAAGCCUUAUAGAAAAGCAUCCUCUCAGACUAUUAGCAGAUGGAUUAAGCAGACAUUGGCAGAGGGCGGGGUCGACGUUGGCGUGUUUAGCGCGCACAGCACGCGACACGCGUCUUUAUAA